Messenger RNA from Gasterosteus aculeatus aculeatus (three-spined stickleback), 5538 nucleotides. It is a transcript of the gene plekhg5b, whose product is annotated as pleckstrin homology domain containing, family G (with RhoGef domain) member 5b. Gene Ontology annotation, molecular function: guanyl-nucleotide exchange factor activity. The record is from RefSeq and is a predicted model, not a curated record. Gene Ontology annotation, biological process: Rho protein signal transduction; endothelial cell migration. NCBI's taxonomy places the organism in Eukaryota, Metazoa, Chordata, Actinopteri, Perciformes, Gasterosteidae. Gene Ontology annotation, cellular component: endocytic vesicle; axon; plasma membrane.
AGGCUCGGGCGACGGCAGAGGAAAUUGAAAUUACUUGUCUGCGGAGAUGAGUUCAACACUUUCUCGCAGUGUGUUGGCUCUAAUUUGGUCGAGCCCUCUUGAAUGGAUUAAAGGAGAGCAGCAUUUGGUGCUUGGCAGCACUCGCCGGGAGGCUUUCUGUGGGUAGUUUGCGGAUGAGUACAAGAUCGACAUUGUCAACGGGAAGAGAUCUUGGACAUUAAUGUAGGGAGACGACCGUUACCUACUUAAAACUCGCCUGUAUGGCAGCUUCUAGGCUUAUUCCAGGUUUAGCAUCAAUAAUAUGGGCCCCUGGAGAUGGGCUGACUUGGACCAGCCUCGGAUUCCAGCCUUGAAUCAGACUUGGACCGAAGGUUCAAAGCAAAGUGUUUUGUGGCUUAGCGCUGGAUGAGGUAAUUGUGCAGGUGGGGGAUGAACAUGAACGUAUUGGCAGUUGGAAGAGUUUAAAGUCGAGUCUGGCAAUUUUACGUUCUAAAGAUGGACGAUCAGACGGGUGUUUUGAUUGUCUGCAGAAGUUCAGAUCGUUAUGACUUUUGGCGGGGUCAACGGCGAGUUGCACACGGCGGAACGAGUUAAGCUUUGAAGAUUUAAUGAAUACCUUAUUCAUCAAAUAGCCGGCGGAAGAAGUCGCAAUGUUCCUCUACUGGAAGAAGCGCGGCGCGUACCAGCUGGAGGCGCUGCCACCCUCGCUCGCUCAAUUGGGAAUAGAGCGCUAUUCCUGGUCUUCUUCCCUGGAUGCCAUCCAGGAUCUAUGUGAUGACAAGCCGGCGCAGGAGGAAGACUUGGCCGUGUGCCAGCACCCGGAGUGUCCGGAGCGCCGGAGGGCCUCUAAGGUUUGCCACCACCCAGACUGCCAAGACCUGAAUAACAAAAGCCCCCUUCACCUGUGUGAGUCAUGUGACUCGCGCAGCCAUUCAGAGAACACUGACAACAUGCACUUUGACCGGCACCCCCGAUUUGACUUGCAACCUCAAGCCUCCAUCCUGGCUCGGAACGUGUCCACGCGCUCCUGUCCCCCGCGCACCAGCCCCCCCUCCGACCUGGAGGAAGAGGACGAAGGGAGCAGUGACCGCGGGGAGCGCAAAGCGGGGGGCUUGAAGAUGGCGAAGAAGAAGACACGGAGACGGCACACUGACGACCCCAGCAAGGAGUGCUUCAGCCUCAAGUUCGAUCUCAACGUGGACAUAAACACAGAAAUCGUACCUGCAAUGAAGAAGAAGACUCUGAGCGAGGUUCUGGGGCCGGUGUUUGAGAGGAAUGGCAUCGAGCUGUCCCGGGUCGACCUGUUCCUGGAUCAGUCCAACACGCCGCUGUCGCUCAACUUUGAGGCCUACCGUUUCGGAGGACACUACCUCAAAGUCAAAGCACGGCUCGGCGAUGAGCUGAAGGUGGAGCAGGGUGUGAAGGACUUGCGCUCGCUUAGUCUUCCCAACAUGAAGCCGUCUGGAGGUCAGAGCCCCUACAUCCUGACGCCAGGCGGCGAGCGGGCGGAGCAUGGAUCUCUGGGACGCCGAGAGGCCGUGGAUCUGUUGGGUCAGGCUCGACGGAGGAAAAACAUGACCGAGUUCCUGGGAGAGCCGAACAUCCCCACCCCGGACACCCUGGGACAGCUCGGCGGCUCGCUGCCCGGCACCGGGCCCGACAGCUGGAAGAACCGCGCCGCCAGCCGCUUCAGCGGCUUCUUCAGCUCCACCGGCGGAGUGGGGCCCUUCGGCAAGGAGGCGGAUCGACUGGAGCAGCUCCAGAGCAAACUCCACUCCUACACGUUGUUCGGCCUCCCCAAGGUGCCGCAGCAGCUCUCCUUCCACCAGGACUCCUGGGAGGAGGAGGAGGAGAGCAACCUGGUCCUGGAGGACAGUUGGAAGAUGUUACUGGACGACUCAGAGUCACUGACGAGGCGACAGUUCCAACAGCAGGAGGCGAUAUGGGAGCUGCUUCAAACCGAGGCCACCUACAUAAAGAAACUGCGAGUCAUCACCGACCUGUUCCUGUGCGGCCUGCUGAACCUGCAGGAGAGCGGCCUGCUGACCGAGGUGGAGCCCGCCAAGGUGUUCAGCAACAUCCACGAGAUCAUCCGCCUGCACACGCUGCUGUGGAACCAGGUCAUGCUGCCGGUCCUGGAGAAGGCCAGGCAGGCGCGCGCUCUGCUGGACCCCACCGACCUUCACCACGGCUUCAGGACGUUUGGCACCAGGUUCCAGCCCUACAUCCGUUACUGCAUGGAGGAGGAGGGCUGCAUGGAGAACAUGCGCACGCUCCACAGGGACAACGAGCUCUUCAGGACCUACGUCACGUGGGCGGAGACCGACAAGCAGUGCAACCGCCUGAAGCUGGCCGACAUGUUGGCGAAGCCUCACCAGAGACUGACCAAAUAUCCCCUCCUCCUGAAGAGCGUGAUGAAGAAGACGGACGAGCCGUCAGCCCGCGACAUCGUCAACAGCAUGGUGGCCGCUGUGGAGGGCUUCAUCAACAGCGUGGAGUCCCAGAUGCGACAGAGUCAGGAAAAGCAGAAGCUGGCCACCAUUUCUGCCCGAAUAGACUCCUACGAGGCCGUAGAGGGCAGCAGCGAAGAGGUGGAGAAGAUCCUCAAGGAGUACAACCGCUUCGACCUCAUGGCUCCCAUGAGAGGAAUUUCCCCGGAGGAGACUCGACAGCUGCAUCUGGAGGGCGCUCUGAGGAUGAAAGAGGGCAAAGACAGCAGGAUGGAAGUCUAUUGUGUCCUGUUCACCGACCAGCUGCUAAUUACCAAGCCAGUGAAAAGGGUGGAGAAAGUCAAGAUCAUCCGCCAGCCUCUCCUCAUUCACAAUGUCGUCUGUAAGGAACUCAAAGACCCCGGCUCAUUCAUCCUCAUCUACCUCAACGAGUUCAAGAAUGCAGUGGGAGCCUACACCUUCCAAGCCAACAGCGCCACCCAGGGGCGAAGCUGGAUCGAUGCAAUCUGCAAUGUCCAGAACCAGCUGCUGAGGCUUCGCACCGAGGAGGUCCUCCGGCAGCAGAACGCCAGGAGCAGAUGUAAAGAGGGGGAGGAUGAAGAAGAGGAGGAAGACGAGAGCAGCAACUCCACCACAAGUUCCCCUUGCCUCAGGCACACAGUCCAGCAGAACUCGAGUCAAUCCGAUGGUUCCACCGAAACCCUGUCAGUGAUGGACGUCGAUGAACCGGGCGAACCCCAAAAGCCUCUUUUCCCAAACACGAACCAGCAGGGAACCAGUGUAAAAGACUCCGAAGCGGCUCUCCUGUCUGAGGUCCAGCAGUUGCAGCCCAAGGGCGCCCCCACAGUCCACGCCAGAGUUUACUCUGAGCGCGGUGGGGAGACGGGGCCCGGCGGCGAGGGGCUGAACACCCAGUGUCGCUCUCUCUCCAUCGACAGCGCCUAUGGAACCCUCUCCUCCAAAUCCCUCCUGAGAGACCUUCAGCCUCUGCCCGGCCAAGGGGGAGACAGGGAGGUGGAGGAGCAGGAACAGACUCUAUUCAAAGAGCAGGAAGAAGACGAGGAGGACGACGACGAGGAGGACGAGGAGGAUACUGACUCACUGGGGUCCCAACUGUUGGUAGUCCAGUCCUCUAAACCUCGCCGGCGGCCUCAUGUCCAGUCACGAGUCCACUGCCUCCAGAGGCUUUCCGGUCUGGCCUUGUCGCGCUCCGAGGACAAUCUGCUGCAGCGCCUCUACAGCCGAAGCCCCGCGUCCCACGCGCACGGCUCCAAGGCGCGGGACCCGUCGGCGCGCGGGGACGCCAAGACAUCGCCGCUGGCUCACAGCAAAAGCCUCACGGAGUUGGGCCGGACCUGCAUGGAGCUGUUUGCCAGCGACCUGGACCGGUCCGAAGACUGCCUGAGCCUUUCCUCGGACAAACUCCGCGCCACCCUGAGGAGGGCGGAGCCCAAGCGACGGCAAAAGGGGUCCGCGGGACUACGCGAGGGCGACGGGUCCCAGAGUAACAGCUCGGACGGGGAAACGGCGCCGUCCCCCUGCGGGGAGAGGAGAAACGAGUCGAAGGCCACGGGCGACUCGGGCGAGAAGGCGCUUCAGAAGAAGUCGUCGUCCCCGCCCCAGCAGCACAAGAAGCUGACGCUGGCGCAGCUGUAUCGGAUACGCACCACUCUCGUCCUCAACUCUACACUCACUGCAUCGGAAGUUUGACCACUUUUCCACACAACUGACCCGUGGCGUGUGGGCAACAAUAAGAAACGACACUUAUUCUGCUUCGGUGGAGUGACUUUCCUGCAACACAAAUGCACUCUCUCUCUCUCUCUUAAUGCUCUCUCCCUUCUGGUGGCUUUUUGGACGCUGACAGUACCGUUUUUCCAUGAGAACAUUUAUUUCUUUGCUGUUGCAUUGGUUUUUCCGAAUUUACCGAGUGGAAGCGAGAGGCGGAGAGACAUUAACUGCUUGCACUUUGCAACGGAAGUAGCAUUAUAGGCGCGGGGACGAUGAGGUGGACGGUUAGAGGUGGAGCGGAAUCCUGCAUCUUCAUAGAGAGGAACACAGUCCCUCAAAAACAAAUAGCACCUGGGAUGUCCACCUAACAUUUAUGCAACUCCUGGUUGGCUUUAACAAAAGAAGAAGAAGAAAAAAAAAAAGUGAAAAUUGCACAGUUAUAUAUGUUGAGUAGAAUGAUCACUAAAGAGUGAAUUUUCCAAUUACAGUGAAUUAGCGUUUAUCGUUUGCUGUCCGUGUCUGCUCGUGUACAGACGUGUGUGCGUGUGAGAGAAUGUGCGAAUGAUUGUCUCGUGCCCGAAUGAUAACAUGGUCCUCGGCUCCUUGACUGGACCAUAACUGAUUCCCACCUCCUGUGAAUAUGCUUACACACCCAAAGAUGGAAGAAGCCGGCAGGUUCCCAACAACCAAAAAGCUCCAAUACGGCCAAUCCCGUUUCAACAGCCUUCUGAGAUGAACUUUUUAGUUUUACUGUUGAUCUGUGUUAACUACGUUAAAUCGACCACGUUGAACUGAUGAGAAAAACACAUUGACUGAAUAAGCACAUGCAUGAAUGCGGUUGCUGUAGAGAAGGAUGUCUACACUUGAGUAAUGGCUCGGCACACUGAUGGGAAAAAAGGCUUUGGGUUGGAUGUUGUCUUGUGAGUGAAUUAGAUAAACAAAUCUCCUCAUCAUAAAUGCUAUGAACAACUUUUCAGAUCAGUGAUUUAGAACCUUCUUCCAAACAUCGCCCCAAUCCAAAUAGGUGUUUACUCUGUUUACUUUUUUUUGUGUUGUUGUUGUUAAUGUGUAAUAUUUAUUUUGCUUGCUAUGUUUUAUAUAUAAGAUAUUGUUUAUAUUAUUUACUUCAAUGAUUUGUACAUUUGUUUUGUUGAUGUAGUCUUAAUAUUUUUUUUCUUGUCAGGCAUGACUGUGCUAUGAACCAAAAUCAUGCGUUUCCUCUUUCAGGAAUGUUCUCGCGCAACAAAAAUGCUAAAAUACUUUAUCCCUCUUUUAAUGGUUUAAUCCAUUGUAAUGGAGUGCUUCAAGGGGAAAGGCUGAAUCUGAAUGGCAUUAAGCAUUAAAACUACAUGAACUGAUA